This is a messenger RNA of Linum tenue, 351 nucleotides long. The record is from the annotation of a GenBank genome assembly. NCBI's taxonomy places the organism in Eukaryota, Viridiplantae, Streptophyta, Magnoliopsida, Malpighiales, Linaceae.
AUGCCACUCCACCUCUUCUUCUUCAUCGCCAUCCUACUCUUCUUCCUGGCCUUCUCGUGCUACAUCCGCUACGAGUCUGCUCUCGAGGACCUGAUGAUCCUGGCCAAGCUGUUCCUUAUGCUCUCCCCGCUCCUUCUGCUGCUCCUCGUCCACUGCCUGUCCGCCGGUGCGAAUAACAAUGACGACGGUGGUAGGAGGUUCUCUCUGUACAUCCCGUUGCCGGAGAGGGACUCCCUCCACCGCGCCGGCGGGUCUCCCUGGGGUGUUGCGGUGGUGCUGGUGUUCCUUGUGUUUAUGGUCUCUUACCAGUCUGCCCUACAAGAACGAUGGUUCCCUUUGAUUGCCAGAUGA